This is a messenger RNA of Serpula lacrymans var. lacrymans S7.9, 3111 nucleotides long. RefSeq lists its product as uncharacterized. NCBI's taxonomy places the organism in Eukaryota, Fungi, Basidiomycota, Agaricomycetes, Boletales, Serpulaceae. The record is from RefSeq and is a predicted model, not a curated record. The transcript has 2 exons. Bases 1 to 3111 code for a protein of 1036 amino acids.
AUGCUAGAAACGUCGUCGCCGUCGUCACGCUCGUCUUCGAAAGCUGCUCGCUCGAACUCGCUGGCGAGUACAGUCAGUAGCAGUGGGGCAAGUCUAGCUCGUCGCGCCCGGACUAGAACUCGAACAUGCAUUCGAGCGCCCACUGGACCAGCUCGUUCUGCCACCAACAGUCGAGCGAACACUUGGAGCCAAGACGAUCAGGUUUUGGACAUAUCUGCUGCUAACGCUCUGGGACCCACCUCACUGGUCUGCUUAGGCUCGAGUUCACCAGAGGCUGCUAAUUCAACGGGGACUACACGUUCUAACCCUGUAUCUGCAACCCACCAGAAACACAUGCAAAACGGUAUCGGAGAUACUGUGGGGAGGAGUAGAUCACUUUUUUCUCGCACGUCUACGGAAGAAGUUGCUCAGAGUUGUGCUACUGAGAAAGUCGACACGGAUGAACAGCGAGGGAGGCGGCUAAAAUUUGAGGAAUCCGCCGAGAUGCGAUCUUUGAAAGCAAAGCGACGUGUUUCGAGCCUUCCGCGUCUCUCGUUCCCACCAUCUGCUUUCGAGUCAGACCGUUCAGAGACGGGUCGCUCUCGUAACCACAUACGAGAUUCUCUGCUCACUCAACAAUCGUCAACAGCGUCUUCAGUUUAUCCAAUGAGUACAUCCACGGAUACAGAUUCACCGCCGUCCCCUCGCUCGCUUGGCGAAGAAGAAUUCGAAGAUGCUGUUUCGUCAUUUGAUCCUGAAGUCCCAGCACAACAUGACGUUGAUACCGACGACGUAUCUUAUCGCCUGCGUCUGCUCGUCAAGAACAGUUAUUUUCUACCUCCUGCCCAUUCCAAACCUUCCCCGUCAGAUUUCAUUGUUGCCUCACAUCCCAAAAAGGCAUCAACUCCGACGUUUCUGGAUCUAUUUCGUGGAAAGUCUAAAACCAAAACAAACCCUGACAUGUUCGACAAAUCACCCCUUGCCCUGAGGGUUACAUCUGAUGCUACUACUAUAUCGAGGCAUUCUCCUAGGGAGCAUAAUCGUUCGACUCAGCCGGUCUUGCGUACAAGUGAUAGUAGUCAGGAUAGAGUGGGUAGAGUAGUCGUCGUACGUGAAAAGAUGGAUGAUCUUUUGGGUGCAGCAAAGCAGGCAGAGCAGGACUUCAAAGCUCGUGAAAUCCGCCAACCUCCUAGCAAAGACUCAAAAAAGGCGACCUACGACGAGUUUGAUGGCGUCAUUGAUCCUACUGAUGCGGUUGAUGUACCUCUGCCAUCCCAUGACUAUCCUUUUGCUGUGCAGGCCUCGGCGUUUCACGGUCUUGGAAUAGAGAACUCACUGGGUGCAGCGCUGCUCGCGGAGCGCCUUCCGCCUCCAGGAAGUCCGGGGAUAUCGACACUCGAUACACGGGAGGAUAUAUGGAGAAAAGCUCUGCUGCAGGCUGCUGUUGGUCACUCGCUCAAUAACUCGAUCGCAUCUGCUUCUGUGGUUGCGUCUUCACCAACCCCAACUAAAUCGCGACGACCUCCUCCCCAUCCGGCCUCUCCUCUUGCUUCCAAAGGGAAAAAUCAGAUUCUGGAUCAGAAGAUUCUGAAAAGACCUAUAAUCGAGAGCAAUGACGAGUCCCUCAGUAAAUCUCCUACUUCACCACUUUCAUCGCCCACUCCUCGGCACCUCGGGGUUGCCUGCUUAUCUACUCCUGAUAAUCAACGCCUAUCGAACUGUAUUCCACUUCGAGCUGAGACGCCGAUCCCUCAUACUCCUCUAGCGCCACCUCCUCGCAAGCCCAUCUGCAAUCCGUACUACUCUCGCUCCCAAACUGAUCUUUCCAGCCCUGGUUUGGGCAGCGAGAGUGCUCGUUCGUCCAGGCCUUCAAAAGUUAUUCGCAAGUCCAUAUCUUCACCUUUGCUUUCAGACGCUUAUGGAGCGAAAACAAAUGGCUCGAGAAUCGCCAUGGCCAUGACACCUCCCCCUAUGCCUGCUCUUAACAUCUCACCAUCACCAUCGGAGUAUGUACGAUUGUCUACGGCAAUGCGGGCGUCGAACCGUCUGAGCCAGAUGACUGGUGCAUCUCGAUAUACUGGAAGCGAACAGGAUGAGUUUAUUGUGCUAACUGAUGAACCUCAGCCUAGGCCAUCUAUGACACUUUCGUUACCUACAACCGACGGCCGCCCUUCCAUAUCCGAAUACUCUCAACCUUCUCCCACCGCUUCAGCCUUUCAAGAUCGAUAUUCUGAAGGUUAUUACUCGGUAUCUUCACAGCUACGUAAAAGCAAUGGGCAGGGCUCGCCACAUCGUUCGCGAGAGUCAUCUUUGUCUGCAGGCCAGGCGCCACGCUUUUCUACAAUGUCACCUCCACCUAGACCCUCAUCUUCCGUUGCUAAUAAUAUCAUUCUUUCACCGCCACCACUACCUCGAUCCACCUACUUACCUUACAAACCCUUACCUUCUCGUAUCCCACAGUCUAAUUCACCUGUAUAUUCUUCUCCUGAUACCAGCCGUAGCUCCCCACGCUCUUUUGGAUCUGCAAUUUCUGGUCUAUCUCAGAAUUUGUCACCACUGACCAUCCCACUGGAAAGCUACUCGAGCGGAAUUCAUUCUGCACCCCCUCCUUCAUCUCCUUCCGCCUUUUUCGACCACCUUCAAGGUCAUCUCAAUGCAAUGGACGACCUCGAUUCGUCCGAAGACAGUAGAAGCGAAGAUGGGCAGGACACGGACGUGGAAGCGACCGCGGUGUACAAGCCACCACCACCUUCUCAGCCCUCGCUUACACGUCUAGGUAAUCCCUCCAUGCCAAAUGUCACUCGUACCAUGUCGUCUCCAUAUUCACACAGCAUCGGGCAGUUCAAACCGGUCGGUAAUAUCCCUCAGCGUCCACAGUUCUUCUCGGAUAUGAAGGCUUCUCCGAACUUGGUCACUCCUCUGAUGCUUGCUCGCUAUUCGAAGGAUCACCUGCCGAGCAGUGGAUCGAGCCCCCGCCGUCGACCGGCGACUGCGGAAGACGAGAGCACGCUGCAGAGGAAGAUGAUACAUGAUGAUUCCAUGAAGAAAUUCGACGGCAUGUUAAUCCAACACAUGGAGACAGAGCGCGACACUCUCAAAAGAAUUACUAAAACAGCCAAAGUCUCAAAAUAG